CCAAUACCUGUGCACUUUUUGACUUUUUAUUCCCAGUGCAAAGGAUAUCCUCCGACAAAACCCAACAGCCGGGAACUUGGGUUGUUAAGAAGUAAUAGCAAGGACCAAUCCUGUCUCUCACAUUUGCCCGACAUGCAAAGUAGAGAAAAGGACAUUGAGAGGUUCGACGAAGGUGAAGAAGGAGAAGAGGCAUCAUUCCUGCACGAAACCCAAAAACAACUGCCUCAACGUCGGAGGUGGUUAGAAUUGGGUGUUCUAGUGCUCCUCAGUCUUUCCAUUCUUCUCAACAUCCUCACAUACUUCUCCCACAGGAAGGAGGACCUCGACGAUGUCUGUUCCGUCUAUACAUCACAAAGUCUCUCCCCAAUACAACAAGACGUCAAGGUCAAAUACUCCACUGUCCAAUUCGAGGGCUCAUUCUCGAAUCCAAACAGCUCCGCUUACCGACUCCCGCCCGGAAAAGAAGUCGACGACGCCUGGCUAUCCCUAGGAGUCCAAAACCACCACUACGUCGUACCGGAGGCGCUUGCCUCGCAGUACGGGCUGGAUCCUGGCCUCGCGAAGGUGUCCCCGGAGCUCGGGGGCGGGUUCCCCGUGCUGUUCGAGUUCGAGCACCACUUGCACUGCCUGAACCUGCUGCGGCAGAGCAGCCACUGGGCGUACGGGCACUACAAGGCCGAGGGCAAGGGGGUGUUCGGGCACGACGACGAGGGCGUCCGCCAGCACGUCAACCACUGCACCGACAUCCUGCGCCAGCAGCUCAUGUGCCAGCCCGACACGGGCGUCUUCGGGCAGUACUGGGUGAAGUCCGAGGAGCAGCUGUUCGUCGACUUCAACACCAAGCACAAGUGCAAGAAUUUUUGGGAGCUGAAGGAUUGGGCUGUCAGCCACCAGGUCGAUCCGAGGAAGUUUAGGGUCUUGGAGUUGAAGCAGAGGCCUGGAGAUGUCGUGCUGGAUGGAGUUCCUUAGGACGACGGACGGUGUUAAUAGCAUAAGAUCUCAAAUAGAAACUACGUUCUAUAUAUGAACUCCCACGAUCAUGC
Messenger RNA from Aaosphaeria arxii CBS 175.79, 1043 nucleotides. RefSeq lists its product as uncharacterized. The transcript has 3 exons. Lineage: Eukaryota; Fungi; Ascomycota; Dothideomycetes; Pleosporales. The record is from RefSeq and is a predicted model, not a curated record. The coding region runs from base 133 to 969 and encodes 278 amino acids. Gene Ontology annotation, biological process: mycotoxin biosynthetic process.